Messenger RNA from Pseudopodoces humilis (Tibetan ground-tit), 4411 nucleotides. RefSeq names its product adaptor related protein complex 4 subunit epsilon 1 (gene AP4E1). The record is from RefSeq and is a predicted model, not a curated record. Gene Ontology annotation, cellular component: AP-4 adaptor complex; membrane coat. Gene Ontology annotation, biological process: vesicle-mediated transport; intracellular protein transport. NCBI's taxonomy places the organism in Eukaryota, Metazoa, Chordata, Aves, Passeriformes, Paridae.
CAUGAGCGACGUGGUGGAGCGGACGCUCAGCGCCCUGCCCGGGCUGCUGGGGCAGCACGACCCGGGCGGUGCCGGCGGCCCCGCCAGGCUGUCCGCCUCCUCCCGGCUCGGGAGCCUCGUCCGGAGCAUCACGGCGCUCACCUCCAAGCACGAAGAAGAAAAAUUAAUCCAGCAGGAACUAACCAGUUUGAAAGCAACAGUUUCAGCCCCCAACACGACACUUAGACUGAUGAAAGAGUGCAUGGUGAGGCUCAUCUAUUGUGAAAUGCUAGGCUAUGAGUCUUCGUUUGGAUACAUCCAUGCAAUCAAACUUGCCCAGCAAGGGAAUCUUCUGGAGAAGAGAGUUGGUUACUUGGCAGUUUCUCUAUUUCUACAUGAAAAUCAUGAACUGCUGCUGCUACUUGUGAACACAGUUGUGAAGGACCUGCAGAGCACUAAUCUUGUAGAGGUGUGCAUGGCAUUAACUGUUGUCAGCCAGAUCUUCCCACGGGAAAUGAUUCCAGCUGUUCUGCCCCUAAUAGAAGACAAGCUUCAGCAUUCUAAGGAAAUUAUCCGAAGAAAAGCUGUUCAAGCUUUAUAUAAAUUCUAUCUCAUUGCUCCUAAUCAAGUUCAGCACAUCCAUGAUAAGUUCCGGAAGGCUUUAUGUGACAGGGAUGCUGGAGUCAUGGCUGCUUCUUUGCAUAUUUAUCUGCAGAUGAUUAAGGAAAACUCAUCUGGAUACAAGGACUUGACUGGGAGUUUUGUAACCAUCCUGAAGCAAGUAGUGGGAGGAAAGCUCUCUGCUGACUUCAACUAUCACAGUGUGCCAGCACCAUGGUUACAAAUACAGCUUUUAAGAAUUUUGGGGCUGUUGGGAAAAGAUGAUCCAAGGACGAGUGAACUGAUGUAUGAUGUUCUAGACGAAUCUUUAAGAAGAGCAGAGAUUAAUCAUAACAUUACAUAUGCCAUCUUGUUUGAAUGUGUCCAAACAAUUUAUACCAUUUAUCCCAAAUCUGAAUUACUUGAAAAGGCUGCCAAGUGCAUUGGAAAAUUUGUUUUGUCACCCAAAAUUAACUUGAAAUACUUAGGUUUAAAGGCUCUGACCUAUGUUAUCCAGCAGGAUCCAAAUCUGGCACUUCAGCACCAGAUGACAAUAAUUGAAUGUUUGGACCAUCCAGAUCCCAUUAUUAAAAGGGAGACUUUAGAGCUUCUCUAUAGGAUUACAAAUGGACAGAAUGUAAUUGUCAUAGUCCAGAAGAUGCUUGACUACUUAAAAGAAAGCAAAGAAGAAUAUGCUAUCAUCAACUUAGUUGGCAAAAUAGCAGAACUAGCUGAGAAGUAUGCCCCUAGCAAUGAGUGGUUCAUCCAGACAAUGAAUGCUGUGUUUUCAGUUGGAGGUGAUGUUGUGCAUUCUGAUAUCCCAAACAACUUUCUGAGGCUGUUGGCUGAAGGGUUUGAUGAUGGAAAAGAAGAUUACCAGCUACGGAUGUAUGCAGUACAGUCUUAUUUAGCAUUACUUGAGGAGGAAGAUAAAUUAUAUCCACAGAAAUUCCUUCAAGUUAUGAGUUGGGUGUUGGGAGAAUAUUUCAGUCUUGUUACAGAUGUUGAUCCAGAAGUUAUUUUGAUAAAACUGCACAGCCUGCUGAAAAAGACUUUUGUUACAUCUGAAACUAAAGCGUGGAUAAUGGCUGCAGUCACCAAGAUAGCAUCACACACCUCCUGCUCGAAAACAGUGGAUGAACUAAUCCAAGAAUUCAGCAGCUCUCUGGAUACAUGCCUGAGACAAUAUGCCUUUGAAUUGAAGCAUCUGUGUGAAGACAAAGCACUGAUGAAAAGCUUGCUUCCAUUUGAUGCUAGUUGCAAUGACCUGGUGGUAGAUGCUUCCUUAUCUUUUCUGGAUGGGUUUGUGGCUGAGGGACUUGGUCAUGGUGCAGCACCAUAUAAGCCUCAUCACCAGAGACAAGAGGAGAAACUUUCUCAGGAAAAAGCUCUGAAUUUUGAACCUUAUGGAUUGUCCUUUGCUUCAAGUGUGUCCUCAUCCGGUGUCACAGGCAGACAGUCCCCCACUGGUUUAUCUUUUGGCUCUGAUACAUCUGGGAAUAGUGCUGAGAUGGGGCACAAAGAGGCAAAUACUCUGAAACUUGAGGGAGUACGCAAGCUGUGGGGAAAAGAAGGUUACCUUCCAAAGAAAGAAAACAAAGUAGGGAAAGGAAAUGAGCCAGAAGCAGCGCCCUGUGGCAGCUUAUCAGCAGGGCAGGUGGGGGAGCCUCCUGCAUUGCAGCCUGAUCAAGGUGCCAGCCUGUCUGAGGAAGACAAAGAGAAGCAGCAGUUGGCAUCAACUUUGUUUGUUGGGCUGGGAUCAAGUGCUGGUGUCAGCCUGAUGGGCAAAGCAGACACAGCUACUCAGAAGUUCAAAAGGAAAUCAAAGAUAAAUGAAACUCAGCAGUUGAAUGAGGAGGCAUCAGACUUCCAAAACAGUGCUGCUUCAGAUUUUGGUCCCUUACUUGAUACAGUACCUACUAAUAUGGAAGUCUCUGAAGGAAGUACGCACACAAGUUUAAGGAAAACCUCUCCUUGUUCUUCAGAUAUUGUAGAAGACAAUUUAGCAUUUGAAACACCUCAGUCCCUCAGAAAAUCUGUGCUGGAUGACAGACUUUCAGCUAACAGGCUGUCACAGUCAUCUUUAUUUGCUGAUAGUAAUAUUGAAAUUUUUCAGCCUUCUCCAAGUGCUCAAUGUGAAAGUGCCAGUGAAACACCAUUGGUCCCUUCCUUAUCAGAGGAACUUGAAGAGCUUCCUCACUCUGAAGUAGUGGGACUUGGUCAGAGUGAUACCUUAGCUCUGCAUUUAUGUAAGGUGUGGAGAGAUGACUCUCUGUUGCUCAUUAUUUUUGUUUCAAAUAAAACCCCUUCUGCACUUCAUGCUGUGAACUUAGUGUUUGAAGAGACAGAACACUUUCAGAUUUUGGAAAGUGCCACCUCCCAGUUUCCUGUAAUUGAAGCUGAAAGCGUGGAACAUUGCCAGAAAUGCGUGAGGAUGAUCAAAGUCUGUACACAGGCAAUUCUUCCUGGCUCUGUUGGUUACCAGUCAGAGAUGGAAACUUGCCUUCAAUUUUCAGUUACUUUAUCAUUGAUGGACUUCAUCAGGCCAAUGGAAAUGACUACAGAAGACUUUGGGAAGCUAUGGUUGUCCCUUUCCAAUGAUGUGAAACAGAAUAUAAAAAUGUCAUCUUGCCAAGAUUCCCUUUCAGCAGCCCUGGAUACACUGCAACAGAAGCUGAAACUCCACAGAGUUGACAUUAUAGGUAAUGAGGGAAUCCUGGCCUGCCAGCUCCUCCCGUCUGUGCCCUGUUUGCUGCACUGCCGUACGCACUCAGGGCUGCUGGCCCUGUGGUUCAGAUCCCCUUGUGCUGCUCUUCCAGAUGGUUUGCUCUAUCAGUGUCAGAAGAGAUGUGGCUGUGUUGUGUGUGCAUGGCUGGGAACUGCAGCAAGGAUUAAAUCAGAGCAGCAAACGUGGAAAAUGUGUCUGAGCAGAUUGUCUCCUCUUCCUGAGGUAACCUCACAAUCUUGAAAAUCCAGCAAUCUUAAUUUAUUUAGAUGCUAAAUGAAAAAUAGUACUGGUUAGUAUUAUUUAUAGCUGGUCAUGUUUUCUAUUUAAGCAUCCCAGAUUGUACACACAGUUCAGACAUGGUAUAAAGGGAUUUUGUGGUGGAAUUCUCUCCUUCAUGUGUUAAUUAGUAGCAAGGAGACUCUUCUAUUUCAGCAUUACUGAUUCUCACCUGAUAAGCACUGGUUGUAAAGGAAAAUAAAGUAUUCUUUUACUUUGCUGAUGUUUUGGUAAAUGUUCAUGAAAUUGUUGUAAGAAUGUUAAUGUGCUGAUAGCAAGUUUUUUUUAUGUCAAGCUACUUGUGUUAUCACAAGUAUAAUCAUCCAAGCAAAGUUCUUUUUUUAUUGUUUCAGUACCCUCUUACUGAGGAAUUUAAAGUGCACUGAACCUGUAAAUAUAUUUAAUGUUCUGCAUACCUUAAUGUUUACUUGGCACUUCGAGACAGUUUAUAUAAAUGAAAACUGAUUUAGAGUGGAAUAAUUUCCAGCAGAUGAUUUCCCUGCUGGUUAAUCAGACUUGUGUUAUGCAAUUGGACUUCUGUAAUCAUAGGAACUCUAAUACAAAUAUAUGUUUGUGGCCUAUGCAUUUAAACCAUUUCAGCAAGGAGAUGUUCAGUGUCCUGGUGUUUAAAGAACUGCAAAGACAACAAUGCCUUCUGUUGUUAAUGUAAUGUUCUCUGUAACCUUUUUCACUGUAUGAAUAGUGUAUGUUAAGGUGUCAGUAUUCUGAUUCUAAUUGCUUUAUGGUAACAUCACUUAAGAAGUUUGCAGGGAAUUGUACCCGUGUCAGUCUUUAUUUUUGGAUUGCCCAGCAAAUACUGUUCUGAAU